Molecule: messenger RNA, 2893 nt
Organism: Aegilops tauschii subsp. strangulata
Lineage: Eukaryota; Viridiplantae; Streptophyta; Magnoliopsida; Poales; Poaceae
Source: RefSeq, a predicted model, not a curated record
CCCUGACGCGAUGGGAGAGUUGCAGUUGUUCGCGAGCCAGCAGACCCGUGACGAUUGACGAGCAGAGUACCCAGCUCCUGCUGGACGAGCUGCCUGACUCGGACGAAGAGGGGGCCGCCGUCGAACACGAGGUAGCGUCCGAGGCACGCCUGGCCGACGCCGAAGACGGCGGAUCGCGCCACGCGGGUAAGUCUCCGCCUUCCGAUCUACUACGUGGAUGGUUGGAUCGCGUCGACGAGGACUUGACUGGUGGCCAUGGUGCAGCACCUCCGCCGGAGGGGGGGGUGCUAGCAUCGACCCGCCAAGAUGGCUGCGGAAGACGGCCGGGACCGGGCCGUCACGCAAGCCGGCCGCCAGCCGUCGGCCGCACGGGAAGGUGCCGGUCGAACCACGUCUGGGUGUGAAGCGUCCAGCACAUCACAUCCUGCCCCUGAGAAGGGCGCCUUGAAGAAGAAACACCUGCUCGCCUCGUCGACGGGGCCAAGGUGGGCGAUUUCGACGGCUAUCGGAUCCGCUCUCGACCUGGCAUUGGCGGCGACAGCUGCCAUUUCCAAGGAGCAAACCGUCUGGCGAAGGACCCGAAGCAGCGCCAUAGUGUGCGAGCCGGGCCGGGCCAAGGAGGAGGACCUCGUGGCCUGGCAGACCGGCCUGGAACCCGAAGCCGCCGAGCACGCUACAUGGCGGUACCAGGCGAUGGCGGAGAAGGAGGCGGCGGAGGCCGCGAGGAGGGCCGAGGAGGCCUCGACCCAGGCGUGGGAGAGAGUCGUCCGGGCGCAGGGGCGGAUCGCCAUGGAGCCGGCCUGGCCGGCGUGGGAAAGAAACUUGACACCGGACGUCAUGGUCCUCGAGCCCCGAACAGACGAGGAGCGUGAGGCGGCUGGGCGGACAGAGAUGGCCGAUGGCGUGUCCGAGUUCGACGAGCACCUCGUCAUGGACACGCCGCCCUGGGCCAACCCGGGCAGAGGGGCCGACGCUGGCGAGGCGGGCCGGGAGCCGCAACAACCAGCAAGAUGCGGCCGACAGCAGCCCCGGAUGCGACAACCGGGGGCUCCAAGGCCAUGGUGGUCACCCAACCAUGGUCGCUCGAGAACCCGACGCAAACGUCGGGAGCAAGCGGGUCCACUGCCGGCUCCGCGACCCUGACGCCGGCGUAGCAGUGCUAGGCGAGCACGGGCACGGGCGAGGUCAUGUUCAGGCCGCGCACUCAAGAGGAUGCAGUGGCAGAUGCUUUGCGCCAGCAUCUCCGCGGACGGGACGAUUGUCUACAGGCUUUCGUCCGGGAGGAGCAGGAGCAGGCGGUCGCGGUAAUUCACUUUGCCUCUGUAGAUUUGUUUGUUUGAUUCGGUUGUUCUCUAGUGGGGGCACAACAGCGCACCCACUGGGUGUAGCCCCCGAGGCCCGGGCCAACUACACAGCAGCCGGGUCGGGUCUUUACCUGCAUCUUUUCUCUUUCUUGAACCUUCAUCUUCGUGCAACGCAUGUACGACCAGCAGGAGGACGGGUACAACCGGCGCCUGGAGCGGUACAGCAGGGUCCAGGCCCAGCUCGCCACCAAGUAGGGGGAGAUAUGCCAGGCCAAAGUACGGCUCGCAUGUUUACAGUGGGGGUGCGGCAGCGCACCCACUGGGUGUAGCAGCCGAUAUUCAGUCCGGUUGCAGAGCAGCCGGGUCAAAUCUUAAGGCAUUAUUCUUUUCAACUUUCUUGCGUCCGAUCGAAAACUUUGGCAUGUAGCCGCCGCGGCCGAGGUGUCGGGACUCCGAACCCGACUGGCAGAAGCCGGCCUACAGUGCAACCGGGCCGCCGCCGACCACGAUCAGCUCCAAGCUGAGGUGAACUGGCUGGCGGCGGAGGGAACAGAGACGGCGGCCGCCCACUGGGUGGAGCUGAGCCGGCUGGCGGAGGAGCACAGAAGGCGAUCACCGAGAAGGACGUGAAGCUAGCGAUGGCCGCUGCGAAGAGCGCCGAGCUUGAGUAGGACCUCGAGAGCCGUGAUCGUGUGCGGGCCCUGCGGGAGAAUGGGAUGCUGGCCGAGAUGCAGCAUCUCUAUAAAGCCUUCGUUCGGGUCUUUCCGGAGAUGCAGGAGUCUGCCGAGGCGGCCAUGCGCGCCCACCGGGCUCACCAGGAGGUGGCCGGGGUGGAGGUCGAGGAGUACGUCGCCUAGACUUUUUUGGAGCUUACCCUCGCUACUGGGACUCAUCUAGAGGCUGUGGAGGGAUAGAUGAACCGGCUGUUCGAGGCCGGUCUGGGCAUGGUGGACGCCCUCUGGCCGAACGCGGUGGUUCCCAAUAGCGCCACCCGGCUGGCGCGGUGGCUGAAGGCCGGUGUAGCGCUACGGGGCGCCUGGAGAGCUUCUGCAUCUCAGGCCGGCACGGAGAUGGCGCUCCGGUUUGUGAUGUCGUGGUAUCCAGACGUGGACUUGGGCUGUCCAGCCGCCCAGCGCGCCGGGGCGGCAGAGGAGAUCGCUUCGCAGGCAGCGGCGAUUGCAGCGCGGGCUAGUUAUCUUGCGUCCUUCGCCCCACACAACGAAUACAUCGUGGAGCGCACGGAACACGGCGCGGAGGUCCCCCCGAUGACUUCGGCCUGCGGCUCGACGACCCAGAGGGCAGCUCAGCCGAGUCACGGGCCUAUGCGGAUGACGACGUCAUGGUGCUGGACAACACCGCCACGACCGAGGAGCUGGCGCGCUCCAGAGCAGACACGGCGGCUGCAUCCACCCCGGAGGAGGUGGUGCAGACUGAAGCCAGCACGGAUGCUGCCUACGAUGCCCCUUAUCUUCGUGUACUCAAACUCAAUUAGGUAGCGGGUCCACCCACUUGGGGUGUAAUUUGCGUAAUAAACUCCUAGCCGUGGGCCUUUGGUUAUGUACAUAAAUGCAUGUGUGCUAGUUCUUGCU